Sphaeramia orbicularis (orbiculate cardinalfish) is the source of this 1596-nucleotide messenger RNA. RefSeq names its product histone chaperone asf1b-B-like. Gene Ontology annotation, cellular component: nucleus; chromatin. NCBI's taxonomy places the organism in Eukaryota, Metazoa, Chordata, Actinopteri, Kurtiformes, Apogonidae. Gene Ontology annotation, biological process: DNA replication-dependent chromatin assembly. The coding region runs from base 195 to 794 and encodes 199 amino acids. Gene Ontology annotation, molecular function: histone binding. The record is from RefSeq and is a predicted model, not a curated record. The transcript has 4 exons.
AGUGACGUGUUUCCUUUUUCCAAGCCGCCUCUGGUCAUGUUAGUAUUGUUGAAGAAUAGAAGACCGACCUAUAACUUACAUUUUUGAGACAGGAAAAGACAGAGUUUGAGAGGCACCCCGGAGACGUCGCUUUAGUUUAGCAGAGGUUGGACCAGAACUCUUAAUUUGAGGCGCUUCAGUAUACUGCUAACGUUAUGGCUAAGGUACAAGUGUUGAAUGUGGCUGUCCUGGACAACCCGAGUCCAUUUGGAAACCCGUUCCAGUUCGAAAUAACCUUUGAAUGCAUGGAGGAUUUGCCCGAAGAUCUGGAAUGGAAAAUCAUCUAUGUGGGUUCAGCAGAAAGUGAAGAAUAUGACCAGGUUCUGGACUCUGUUCUAGUUGGUCCAGUACCUGCUGGCAGACACAUGUUUGUUUUUCAGGCUGAUGCUCCCAACACUGGACUAAUUCCAGAGAGUGACGCUGUAGGAGUGACUGUUGUUCUUAUAACCUGCACCUAUCGUGGACAGGAAUUUAUCCGCAUCGGUUAUUAUGUCAACAAUGAAUACACAGACCCUGAACUACGGGAAAACCCACCUCUCAAACCAAACUACGCACAGCUCCAGAGAAAUAUUUUGGCCUCUAACCCUCGUGUGACCCGCUUCCAUAUCAACUGGGAAGGCUUGGCAGACAAGAUGGAAGACAGCGAGAAUGUUGACCCCUCACCCAACAUCAGUGGGAUGCUUCCCCCAUCUUGUCUACCAGGAAAGAUGCCUCCUCUUGGACUGAUGCCAGACAACUCCAUGGACUGCAUGUAAGAAUCGUCAGUUUCACAAAAUGGACCAGAAGCCCAAAUGCACAUUUGGACAAAGAGCCAAGGAUGUAUCCGUGUAAGGUUUGGACUUUAAAAGAGAGCAUGGUUUUGGCAAAAGGGACACUAUUUUUCUACAACAUACUCAAAUGCAAUGGAUCUGGAAUUAUUACAAACUCCAUUUUCUCUUUUAUACUCUUUCAACACAACAAAUCUGCACAAUCACCAUUGCCUUAUUUUACUCUGCCAUACAUGAUGUUGAAGCUUACUGGAUGGCAUAUUCUCACAGCCUUGAGCCUUACAAGUUUGGUGCCAAUAAUAUGCUGUUCAUUUUGAUCUCUUGAGCCAAACCAAAUCUGUGCUGUGGAAAGAUUGGCCUGAUCUGCAGAAUGAUCCCUGUCAGAAUAGGUGGGGCUGGUAACAUAAAUGCAUGUCUCAUCUGAAACUUAAAACUAAUAGCACUGAUACUGUAGAUACAUUUGGUUUAAAUUAUGGGCUACUUUCAGGAACAUGCUCCGAGAAGCGAGUUUAUCCUAUUACCCUGAUGGCUUUUGUACUACAGUACUAUAAUUAUGUUGUACAUCUUUAUCUGGUUGUGCAAAAGCCGUAUGUAGGUAAAGGACAACCAGUGAGAUGGAUGUCAUGUUGCAUUUUAUUCUUUUCUUGAUUUCAGCUUAAUGUAAAUAAUGUUUCUCUAGUGCUUGUUUUGUCUUCAAGAUAAAACAGCUGAUUUUUCCUUUUGUACUUGCUAUAUAUUCUGUCUCAGUAUUUAUGACAGCUGUGGUUGGGUCAAUAAAGUUUGUACUGUA